Messenger RNA from Papaver somniferum (opium poppy), 1092 nucleotides. Its product is annotated as basic leucine zipper 23-like. Gene Ontology annotation, biological process: DNA-templated transcription; regulation of transcription by RNA polymerase II. Lineage: Eukaryota; Viridiplantae; Streptophyta; Magnoliopsida; Ranunculales; Papaveraceae. The coding region runs from base 259 to 819 and encodes 186 amino acids. The transcript has 2 exons. The record is from RefSeq and is a predicted model, not a curated record. Gene Ontology annotation, molecular function: RNA polymerase II cis-regulatory region sequence-specific DNA binding; DNA-binding transcription factor activity, RNA polymerase II-specific.
GUGAUUUUUUAGGAGCGUGAAUAGCCGUGCACCAAAAAACGAUUACAUUUUAUCACGGUUAUUUAUCAUCUGUAUACGUUUUCCUUGUUGCGGAACUUUGACAUCAGUAGAAACUCGAAGUAGGUUGAUGAUAUUGCUAAGCUAUAAAAACUUUUGAUCGGGAUCCUUGGGGGUUUUAUUCAGCUCAUUUGCGGAGUUUUUGAGUUACUUGAUUUAGCUAACACUGUUUUAGAGGUUUGAUUUGCUGCUUAUCAUUUCAUGGAUGAUGGAGAGUUAGAUUUCUCGAACCAAGUCUUAAAGAAUAUGGAGCAUCAAUUUUUGAGCAGUUGUGCAAUGGAUAGUUUUUUCGAUAAUAUGCUUGAUGAUAGCCAUACACGUAAUCGUACAAAUACUUCCAACCAAUUUGAACAAGAUAUGUCGCAAAAUCCCGAACUACCUCACUCACCAAAUUAUAGCCAUUUCCUCACUCAAAAGCCUCCCGUCGAAGAAAAAACCACUACUGAGGAUACAGAUGAAUCUGUUGACAAAAAAUUCAAAAAACGGCCACAUGGUAAUAGAGAAUCGGUCCAUAAGUAUCGCGAGAGAAAGAAAGCCAGGCAAGCUUCGGUAGAGGACGAGCUUAUGCGAUUGAGAACCGUAAAUCAGCAGUUGUUAAAAAGGUUGCAGGGACUAGUUUCUCUUGAGCAAGAGGUAGAAAGGUUCAAGUGUGUACUUGUAGAAAUCAGGGGAAGGAUUAAAGGAGAACUUGGAUCAUUUCCUUUUCAAAAACCUGCAAACGGUAAUGUUGGUCUCAUUCCUCAAAAAAAAACCCGGGCGUAAUGAUGUGAAUCAGUGCGGCAAUCAAUACCCUGGACUGGGUAACAAUUUAGGAUUUCAGUAGUUUAUCGAGUUUGGAAAAUCAAAUGCGAGGUUUACUACUGAUGAUCUUUAUACUUCCGCUGCUGCCAAGAAGCGAACAGGAAAGAGCUUAAACAAAUGUUUGAAUAUACAACCAAGUUGAAAAGGUGUUUGAUCAUCCAAUUGCUUUACUGUCGAUGUUACUUCUUUGUUAUUUUCAUUGUAAUGUGUAUAAUGUAUCAAACUAAAGCUAUU